Molecule: messenger RNA, 450 nt
Organism: Colletotrichum higginsianum IMI 349063
Lineage: Eukaryota; Fungi; Ascomycota; Sordariomycetes; Glomerellales; Glomerellaceae
Product: Internalin
Exons: 2
Coding region: 1-450 (149 amino acids)
Source: RefSeq, a predicted model, not a curated record
AUGAGGGCAACCAUUAUUGUGAUGGCCUUGACGGCCUGUGUUGCAUCUUUGCCUACUAUCCCUCAUUCCGGCCAUGCUCAAACCAACGCUGAUGAGUCCUAUCUUCCCAUGAGACGGGCCGAGACGAGUGCCGACGAGUCAUACCUCCCAAUGAAGCGAGCCGAGACCAGUGCCGACGAGUCCUAUCUUCCCAUGAGACGGGCCGAGACAAGCGCGGAUGAGUCUUACUUGCCCAUGAAGCGAGCCGAUACCAGUGCCGACGAGUCAUACCUCCCCAUGAAGCGAGCCGAGACGAGCGCGGAUGAGUCCUACUUGCCCAUGAAGCGAGCUGAGACGAGCGCGGAUGAGUCCUACUUGCCCAUGAAGCGAGCUGAGACGAGUGCGGAUGAGUCUUACCUCCCUAUGAGGCGAGCUGAGACGAGCGCCGACGAGUCCUACUUGCCCAUGUAG